This is a messenger RNA of Bufo gargarizans (Asiatic toad), 2874 nucleotides long. Its product is annotated as ephrin type-B receptor 5-like. The transcript is spliced from 15 exons. Gene Ontology annotation, cellular component: neuron projection; plasma membrane. Lineage: Eukaryota; Metazoa; Chordata; Amphibia; Anura; Bufonidae. The record is from RefSeq and is a predicted model, not a curated record. Gene Ontology annotation, molecular function: ATP binding; transmembrane-ephrin receptor activity; protein binding. Gene Ontology annotation, biological process: central nervous system projection neuron axonogenesis; axon guidance; cell surface receptor protein tyrosine kinase signaling pathway. Bases 1 to 2874 code for a protein of 957 amino acids.
AUGCUACUUGAUACAACACAAGAAACCUCAGAGAUUGGCUGGUCAACCCACCCAGACGGAGGGUGGGAUGAAGUCAGUGUUUUAGAUGGCCAGCGACGCCUACUGCGUACCUAUGAAGUCUGCAACUCGUAUGCUCAGCGCUCCAACCAGAGUAACUGGCUGCGCACAGGAUGCAUUCCAAGCCGUGGUGCUCGACGUGUAUAUGUCAAAUUACGUUUUUCAGUACGAGACUGUGCCAGCCUGCGGCCACCACCAUCUCGCCGUCACCUGGCUUGCAGAGAAACAUUUACCCUGUUUUAUCGCCAAGUGGAUAGUGCUAUGGAAGCCGAGGAAUGGGAAUGGUCAGAAGAGUCUUGGAUAAAAGUUGAUACCAUUGGAGCUGGUAAAAGCUUCACACGAGAACCUGGAAAAGGAGGGCAGGGUCCUCGGAUGGAUGAGAGAACUAUAGACUUUGGACCAAUAAAUAAAAAUGGAUUUCACUUGGCUUUUGUGGAUUCAGGGGCUUGUCUAUCUUUGGCUGGAGUAAAAGUUUAUUUUAAUAAGUGCCCCGCUACUGUCAGGAGCCUGGCAUCCUUCCCUGAGACCCCAUCAAGUGGAGAAGGAGGGGCAUCGCUAGCAGAAGCCAUAGGUAACUGUGUAAUUGGUGCUCAUCUUCUGGGUACCACAAGGCUCAGUCUACAUUGCGGGGGAGAGGGCGAGUGGAUGGUGUCAAGUGGAAGCUGUGCCUGUAACCCAGGAAGAGAAGAAAAUGAAAAAGGAACUGAAUGUUGGGCGUGCCCACCUGGGACUUACAGUCCUCCAGAUGCAGCGGCUGCUCACUGCCAUGUCUGCCCAGCCAACAGCAACACGACGACUUCAGGGGCCUUUAGCUGCGUCUGUAAUAAGGGAUUUUACCGCAUUGCGGAGGAACCUCCGGAGUCCCAGUGCACUGGACCCCCGUCAGCCCCCUGGGACCUGAAUUAUGAAGUCACCGGUCCUGGAUCCGUAUCUCUGACUUGGAGGUCCCCGAAAGACAUGGGGGGUCGCCCGGAGCUGGUGUACUCGGUGGCGUGUAAGGAGUGUGUGACCGGGCGCUGCCUCCGCUGCGGAGAUGGGGUGACAUUCAGACCUGGACAGGUGGGGCUCACCCAGACUCGGGUGCAGCUGGCAGGACUUCUGCCCGGGGUGGCCUAUGCUCUAGAGGUGCAGGCAACCAACCGGGUGUCGGAGAUGAGCGUCGAACAGCCCAAGUACGCGUCGCUGAACGUCAGCAUCAGCCAAUCAGUCCCAUCUGCCGUUCCCAUCAUUCACCAGGUGAGCCGGUCCAUGCAGAGCAUCACCUUAACCUGGCCGGAGCCAGAACAGCCCAACGGGAAGAUUCUGGAUUAUCAGCUGCGUUACCGUGAAAAGGCUGAUGAGGGCGAGUCUCUCUCUCUAAUCAGUGAAACGAACACGGCAACAGUCGGUGGACUCAACCCGGGGGCAAUUUAUUCCUUCCAGGUGAGAGCCAGAACAGAGCGGGGCUACGGAGCCUACAGCGGCAACAUGUACUUCCAGACCCUGCUGGGAGGUGGAGAGAAAUCAGAAUUAUCCCAAGACAAACUGCCUCUCAUAGUUGGGUCCUGCCUUGGGGCUUUGGCCUUCAUUGGUCUCUCCAUCCUCCUGGUCCUGAUACUUCUCUUCAAAAGUAAAAGACGAGAGACUCCGUACACUGACCGACUGCAGCAUUAUAUCAGCUCCAGAGGUUUAGGAGUGAAAUAUUACAUUGAUCCAUCCACAUAUGAGGAUCCUACAGAAGCAGUGCGGGAAUUCGCUCGAGAGAUUGAUGUGUCUUUUGUGAAGAUAGAAGAGGUGACUGGAGCAGGAGAUUUCGGCGAUGUUUGCCGCGGUCGUUUAUGCCUCCCUGGAAAGCGAGACACAGCAGUGUGUAUACGAACCCUACGCUCCGGGAGCAGUGACAAAGAGCGGGGGGACUUCCUCAGCGAGGCGAGCAUCAUGGGACAGUUUGACCAUCCCAACGUGGUGCGUCUAGAAGGUGCCGUGACUCGCAGCCGCCCCAUCAUGAUCCUCACAGAAUACAUGGAGAAUGGAGCCCUGGAUGCAUACCUCAGGCAGUGUGAGGGUGGUCUGUCCACCCUACAGAUGGUCUCAAUGCUCCGUGGCGUGGCAUCUGGCAUGCGAUAUCUGUCAGACAGAAGUUACAUCCACAAAAAUCUUGCAGCUCGCAGUAUCUUGGUGAAUGGACAGUUAGUGUGCAAGGUGUCAGGACUACGCGGGCCUUUAGACGUCGGAAGACAGUUUCUACGAUGGAUGGCACCAGAAGCUCAUCAGCAACACAAGUUAUCUAGUGCCAGUGAUGUGUGGAGCUAUGGAAUUGUCAUGUGGGAAGUCACCUCCUAUGGGGAGCGACCCUACUGGGACAUGACCAAUCAAGAAGUAUUAGAUGCCAUAGAGCAGGAGUAUCGCCUCCCCCCUCCCCCGGACUGCCCCACCAUGCUUCACCUCCUCAUGUUGGACUGCUGGCAGCGUGAUCGUUCUCAGAGGCCUCGAUUUGAGCAAAUUGUCAGCUCCUUGGACCGAUUGAUUAGAAAUCCUACUUCCUUGAAAACAGUGGGCGUUUCAAGCAGCAGACCUUCCCAGUCGCUCCUCAGUAACUGUCCCCCGGACUUCCAUUCCCUCUCAUCACCUCACGAAUGGCUGGAAGCGAUAAAGAUGGAACGAUACAAAGAAAACUUCGACAAGGCUGGGUAUACAACACUGGACGCUGUCUCCCGACUGACUGCAGAAGACAUCCAGCUAAUCGGUGUGACACUUUCUGGUCACCAGAAGAAGAUUCUUAGCAGUAUACAGCUCCUGAAGGCUCAUCUACAACCACUGGAGCCGGUGGAAGUCUGA